UAAACGUUGGGAAGAGAUAUGUCCUGUCUCUUUACUGGGCUACUGCAACUGCUACUUCCACGGGUUACGGAGAUCUGCACGCCGCAACCAUAGGCGAGAAAUGGUUUUCCAUAUUUGCUAUGCUUACUGGAAUUGGAUUAUUCUUUGGAUUUAUUUUGGGUGGAAUGGCUUCCAUGUUAACUAACCUGGAUUCACGGCGAAUGAGAUACACACAUCACUUUGAAGUCAUCAAAGAUCACAUGAGAGACAUGAAGAUUUCGUCUGACAUACGGUCUAGAGUUCUUGCCUACUACGCGUAUCUGUGGACACAUAAUAGAGGCGAAAAUGGAGACGGAAUGUUUAGUGACCUACCGCUGACCUUCCAAGCUGAGUUGUCUCUUAGUAUCAACAAAAAGGUUUUGGAGAAGGCUCCACUGUUUAGAGGUCUCAACCCUGGAUUUCGGCGCAUGCUCUCACUGGUGAUACGACCAGUAUUUUACAUGCCAAACCAAAUCAUAGCCAACAAAGGAGACAUUGGACAUCAUAUGUUUUACAUACACCGAGGCCGGGCAGAAAUUCUUUGUGAAAACGAAAAUGAAGUUCUGGUGACUCUUAAGGAGGGAAAGCUUUUUGGUGAAGUGAGUAUGGUGUACAAUCUCCCGAGGGCUACCUCAGUUCGUGCCGCUUCUCCGUGUGUAGUCCUCCUUCUUGACAGAGUUGAUCUCAACAGAGUGCUUAGACAUUAUCCCGCCGUGGCGGAGCAAUUGUAUUUGACCCUCGAACAUCGAUGUGAUCUGAACAAUAUUGGAACACUGGGCAUGGAGGCAGGAAGCAACAAAGACGAAUUUUUGGAAAUGGAAAACGAAAAAGCUGAGGCCUGGCUACGGCAAAUGGCGGACUUUAAAGAGGAUACAUCCAGUAAAGAAAGCCUUUUAACGAGGUUUUCUCGCCACGUCAUCAUGCCCGAUUCCUGGUUCGCGGUGAUCUGGGAGCGACUUCUUGUGUCUGUGCUCCUGUUCAUCUGUUUCGUGUACACCUUCGUUGCUUCGUUUUCAAUCAGCUUGCAUGCUCUCGGUUACGGAGAAGGUAUCGGAAGUAAAGCGUUGAUGAGUUUUACCUACUUACUGGACGCUGUUUUGGUAGCUGAUUUUAUAAUGAGAUUUAACAUGGCUUCUGGGACCACUACAGAAAUUGAAGAUAUAAGAAAGUCUUACAGAAGAAGUCUGUUAUUUUGGAUCGAUUUACUUGCUAUUCUUCCCAUUGAGAUCUUCGCCCUUUCCCAAGACGAUCAUCACAAGAUUUGGCAUUCUUUGGCAUUCCUACGGCUGAAUCGGCUCAUUAAAGCUGUAAGGAUUCCGCGUUUCUUCAGUAACCUGGAGAAUAAUCUCCAUUACAAUAUUGGUAAAGUGCGAGCCGUGAAGUUUACAAUCUAUAUUAUCUUAAUCACUCAUAUUAGUGCCUGUGUGUGGUUCCUUGGCGCCUGCUUCAGAGAAACAUGUACAGAGGGGAGCUGGGCCCAACACACCGGAAAUACCCACAGAAUAGCUGGCUUUGGUGACUACAUCUCUAGUCUCUACUGGGCAGCAGCUACCAUGUCGUCAACGGGUUACGGUGAUAUCCACGCCCACAAUAUGGAAAGUCAGCUGAUUGCUACAGUGGUCAUGCUCACUGGUCUCUUGCUUUAUGGAUACUGCCUUAGUAGCAUUGCUGCCACUCUCGCCAAUUCAGCGGCUCCAAAAGUGGAAUUCUUCGCACGGAUGACAGCCACGCAAGAAUUUAUGGCAGAGCAAAAUCUUAGCCGCCACCUCAUGGAGAGAACUGAAACUUAUCUGGCGAUGCUAUGGAGAGUGCACAGGGGUGAGGCAACACCUGGAGGAAGGCGUUUAAUUGAGGAUAUGCCUUUAUCACUCCAAAUGGACGUUACUUAUGAAGAGACAAAAGACUAUUUGGAAAAGGUCCCGAUAUUCAUGGAAACGGACGCCAUCUUUUUGCGAGAACUAUCGCUGAAAGUAACCUCAUAUCUAUUUUCCCCAGGCGACUACAUUGUAUACGCGGGUGAUAUGGGUAGAGAGAUGUACUGCGUCAGACGUGGUCUAGUUGAGGUCAUCGCAGAUGAUGACAAGGGCACCGGUGAAGCCACUGUAGUCGCUACUUUGGGACCUGGGGCCUACUUUGGCGAGAUUGGACUUAUCUUCGGCGAGAAUCGCUUGGCUACUGUAAAGGCAAAAACGUUUUGUGAGAUUUUGAUGCUGACUAAACCAGAUCUUGAUGAGGUGUUGGUGCGUUUUCCUAUUGUGGCAAGGCAAAUCUAUGACGCUGGAGUAAACAGUGACCAUGUUAAAGACGUUCGUCAAGCAGCUUUUGAAUCCACCAAGGCUGCCGUCAGACGCUUGUCUAUGAAAUGUGCCAAUCAAGAAAGAUCAUCAGUCAUGUCUAAAAGCCAAACGUCCAAAAAGAAGAAAGAAGGGCGCGUGUCGCCAGAGUUGAGUGCUAUGCGGACAGGUUUUAUGUCUGUGACCAAUGAAAGUAAAGAGGAUGUCAACAAACCAUAUAAUGACCUUCAUCCUAUCUUUUGGCUUUUUUCGCGGCUCCUAAUGAGACAUUCCAUCUCGCCGGACAGCCAUUACUUUGUCAUGUGGCAGGGAUUGUCUCUUGUCAUUGCAGGGAUUUUUACCUUCACACUCACGUUACAGGCGGCUUUCUUGCAUACUGCUACCAGUUUAUGGAUCGUAAAUUACUGCUUUGAUUUCCUGUGCUUGGUAGACAUGUAUAUUAAAUUUCACUUGGCGUUUUACAACGAGAACAACGUCCUUGUCACACAUCCGAUUUAUACUGCUCGUAAUUACCUCAGGAGAAAUUUUCCACUGGAUCUUCUCUGUUCCUUUCCCACUGACAUUAUCGUGUUGGCCAUUUGGCCAGUAAGUCUCGGCGUUCUUCGUAUCCUGGCCUUGGCUCGUCUAAACAGAUGCCUCUACAUGUACAAAACGCUACAGUUUUUCCACUUCAUGACGAAUUCAAUCGGGAAAAAUAUAAACCUAUUGGGGCAGCUCAAGGUUGCUCUGUACAUGGCAACUUUCACUCACUGUAUAGCUUGUGGUUGGUUUCUGCUCGCUUGUAAAGGACUUGAAAACGGAGAUCAUUCCUGCGCAGCAGAUUCUUGGGUAGAGCAAGGGAAUCGAACAUUAGCAACCAAUAGCUUUGGAGAACAGUAUAUAACCAGUCUUUACUGGGCAGCGGCUACCUCAGCCUCGGUUGGUUAUGGUGACAUCCAUGCAUAUAACACGACAGAGAUGACUUUUGCUUUGUUCUGCAUGAUCAUUGGUAUUGUAUUCUAUGGUUACAUCAUCGCCAGUGUUGCUGCUAGCCUGGCUAACGCUGACGCACAGCGGGCUCGAUACCAAGAAAGACUUGAUGCCAUCAAAACAUUUCUGGAGGAACAAGAGAUAUCUGAAAAACUAACAACCCGUGUUAUAAGCUAUUAUGAAUAUCUCUGGCUGAGAAACAAAGGAGUCGACGUCAGUUCUUUGUUUGAAGGUCUGCCGCUGGCCCUGCAAGCCGACAUCUCCGUUAGCCUGUACAAAGAUAUGAUUGAAAGGGUACCGUUAUUCGAGGGAACAGAGAUCGGUUUCUUGAAGAUGCUCUCCAUGAAAAUGAAGCCAGUUUACUUUCUUGCCAAAGAGUAUAUCGUACGAAAGGGUGAUAUUGGUCAGGAGAUGUAUUUUAUCCACCGAGGCACUGUAGAAGUGGUAUCUGAGCACGAUGAACCGAUUGUAUUUGAUACCAUGGGCGAAGGAAGAUUUUUUGGGGAGAUCAGCGUUGUAUUUAGUUGCCCCAGAACUGCUUCUAUCAGGACGCAGAAAAAUUCCGACGUGUUUGUGUUGACAAAAAAGGACCUGGACGAAGUACUCAGCCACUAUCCACAGAUACGUAAGAAAAUCUUGGAGACAGCGGAGGAAAGGCAGAGAAUGGUAGCUGAGCGAGCAAAGGCUUUUGCCAAGAAAAAGGAAGAAGAUAAGAAACGAGAAGAGGAAAACAAGCUCAAGGAACAAGAAGAGGGUCACAAUGACCAGGCUUCCCUGACACUCCAGAUUGAGGAACCUGCAGAGCCUACACCAACAACUGGACAGCGGAUUCUCACUAAUUUAUGGAAUUUCAAAGCCCGUUUGACAGAACUUUUUGUCCACUUUGUAAUCUUACCCAACAGCAAGUGGAGGCUCAUCAAAUAUGUCAACUGCGUGUUUGUGUUUGCUACAACACUAACCAUUACCUACAUGGCUGCUUUUCAAGAUCAUCCCUGGUAUCUGAUUACAUUUAACUACUUAUGUGAGUUUUCGUUUUACGCCGAGAUAUAUCUCAAUUUCAACAUGGCAUACACCAAUAACAUCGGAGAAGUGAUUUCUGAUGGAAGAACACUGCUUAUCAACUACGCAAAGGGAAAGCUACCGCUAGACUCUCUGGCUUCAUUUCCGAUCGAUAUUUUCGCCUUGGCUGCCCCCGCGGACGAACAGCUGUUUGUAUUGUCGUAUCUGAGGCUUCUUCACUUGAUUCGCGUGGUUCGAAUGCAACAAUUUUUCUCCGAGUUGGCGCAGAGGUUGAAUAUUGACGUUUUCAGAGUGCGCAUGACUAAAUUCGUCUUCCAGCUGGUCAUAGUGAUUCAUGUAUUUGCAUGCGCUUGGUAUGGUCUGGCCUGUCCGCUCAAUGAUUGCUCAACUGAGGAAAACUGGAUUAAACUUGAAGAUCUUCUAGACGCGCCUGCUCUUUCUCGUUACUGUACAGCGGUAUACUGGGUUGUAGCCACUAUGACAUCCACGGGUUAUGGAGACAUUCAUGGUGAUAGCUCUUCUGAAAUGGCUCUGGCAAGUUUUGUUAUGAUUUUUGGAAAGCUUCUUUUUGGUUUUAUCCUUGGAAACAUUGCUUCUACUUUGGCUAACGCUGAGAUUAGACGAGUCAAGUACGAAGAGAAACUGGAUGCUAUUCAGGCGCAUAUGUCAGACCAAGACAUCCCAGAAGCUUUACAGAAUCGAGUAAUGGACUUUUAUGAGUUUAUCUGGAACAAAAACAAGGGAAUUGAUCACGGUACACUGUUCUAUGACAUGCCUCUUUGCAUGAAUGGUGAAUUGUGUCUGGGCAUCGUUAAGGAUAUUCUUUAUGCGGUUCCUUUCUUAGAAAAUACUGAACUACCUUUCAUCCGGUUGUUGAGUACCAAAGUCAAGCCUGCGAAUUUCCACGCAAGUGAAUACAUCGUUCGGAAGGGUGAUAUUGGACAGGAAAUGUUCAUUAUUCGAAAGGGACUGGUGGAGGUUGUCACCGAGGAAGACCCACCAGAGGUCAUUGAAACCUUGGAGAAAGGCGACUAUUUCGGAGAAAUGUUCCUGAUUCACGCCUGUCCCCAAAAAAUGUCUCUACGUGCAGUAACUCAUGUGGACAUGCUCCUUCUCAGCAAAGAAGAUCUGGAUGCCCUGCUAGUUCAUGACCUCCAUGUUGCAAAGCAGGUCAGCGAAGUAGCAGAGAGGCUAUAUCCUAAUCCAAGUAAAACCAAAUGAUGUGCAUACUUGAGUGCGACUAUCAAUCCUCACUCGUUCAUUAUUUUUCAUCACUACAAUGAUAUUCGGAAAAAAAAACUCUUUCAAAACCGUUUUUGAUAGUGGUU
This is a messenger RNA of Pocillopora verrucosa, 5629 nucleotides long. RefSeq lists its product as uncharacterized. The record is from RefSeq and is a predicted model, not a curated record. Lineage: Eukaryota; Metazoa; Cnidaria; Anthozoa; Scleractinia; Pocilloporidae. Gene Ontology annotation, biological process: potassium ion transport; transmembrane transport. Gene Ontology annotation, molecular function: voltage-gated potassium channel activity; protein-containing complex binding. Gene Ontology annotation, cellular component: membrane.